Messenger RNA from Diospyros lotus (date-plum), 1923 nucleotides. Its product is annotated as UDP-galactose transporter 1-like. Bases 327 to 1349 code for a protein of 340 amino acids. Gene Ontology annotation, cellular component: Golgi apparatus. The record is from RefSeq and is a predicted model, not a curated record. NCBI's taxonomy places the organism in Eukaryota, Viridiplantae, Streptophyta, Magnoliopsida, Ericales, Ebenaceae. Gene Ontology annotation, molecular function: antiporter activity. The transcript has 5 exons.
GUGUGUGUAUGCAUACGGAGCAAAAAAGAGAAAGAUAACACAGUUUUAACACCAUUUCUAGAGAUCGAGAGGGAGAGAAAGAGAGAGAGAGGGCGAAGGAAGGGGUCUUAUGGCGUGAAGAGCGAGUGAGAAGUCCAAAACGUUUGGAAUUCUAGUGAAAGAGAGAGAGAGAGAGAGAGAGAGAGACUUGUACAACAACAACAUAUACGUAUAUGUGCAAUUAGGGUUUGUUUCCUUUUUGGUUUCCAUUUCUGCAUUCUCUCUAUCUCUCUGGUGGUCCAGUGUGUUUUGGAUCUGGCUGGGGCGGUGUUGAUUGAAUCGAAGGGAUGGAGGAGACUCAGCUGUGUGAUUGGGGCACGAUCCGGCCGCUUCUCGCCAUUAUUCAGUGGUGGGGGUUCAAUGUCACCGUCAUUAUCAUGAACAAGUGGAUCUUUCAGAAACUGGAUUUCAAGUUUCCACUGACAGUAUCAUGUAUACACUUCAUUUGCUCAACUAUUGGUGCCUACCUAGUAAUCAAGGUGUUGAGGCUUAAGCCACUUAUAGUGGUUGAUCCGGAAGAUCGAUGGAGAAGGAUAUUUCCCAUGUCUUUGGUGUUUUGUAUUAACAUAGUAUUGGGGAAUGUAAGCUUGCGUUACAUUCCCGUUUCUUUUAUGCAAACCAUAAAGUCUUUUACCCCUGCAACAACAGUUAUCUUGCAGUGGCUGGUUUGGAGGAAGCACUUUGAUAUGCGAAUAUGGUUUUCUUUGGUGCCCAUUGUAGGAGGAAUUCUCCUGACUUCUAUAACUGAGCUCAGUUUCAACAUGUUUGGAUUCUGUGCUGCAUUAUUUGGUUGUCUUGCUACUUCUACAAAAACUAUCCUUGCAGAAUCUCUACUGCAUGGCUACAAAUUUGACAGCAUAAACACAGUUUACUACAUGGCACCUUUUGCUACCAUGAUCUUAGCGAUGCCUGCACUAGUACUUGAAGGAUCUGGAGUUAUCCAAUGGUUUCAGUUGCAAACAUCUCUUUUCUCUCCUCUCGUUAUUAUUUUUGGCUCUGGAGUACUGGCUUUCUGCCUUAACUUCUCAAUCUUUUAUGUGAUUCAUUCUACAACUGCAGUGACGUUUAAUGUUGCUGGAAAUCUGAAGGUUGCGGUUGCUGUCACGUGCUCGUGGCUGAUAUUCCGAAACCCAAUUUCUCCCUUGAAUGCCUUUGGAUGUGGAAUCACGCUUGUGGGAUGUACGUUUUAUGGCUAUGUCAGGCAGAAAAUUUCCCAUCAGGCACCGGGAACGCCCCGCACGCCCAGGACUCCACGGAGCAUCAAGGAAUUGAUUCCUUUGGUAAGCGAUAAAUUAGAUGAUAAGGUUUAAAUGUUGUUGUUGUAGCAGCAGCAGUAGUCGUCAUAUGGAUAAGGAGUUAUACAAGCAAGAGGGACAGCACCCCCCCCCCCCCCCCCCCCCCCCAUUCUUUUGCUAAUUUAACUUUUGAGUUAGAUGAAUGGAAAUGAAGUAUAGAUGAAGUUUCCCCUUCUCUCCUCGAAAUUUCAAUCCUGUUCGCAUUCUUGUUUUUUAUUAGCUUAGAAAAUAUGGUAUUUGGGGCACCGAGUCCUAGUACUCACUGUUGGAUGCAAUUUUAUUAUGGCUGUGGCUGUGGCUGGGGCAUCAUAUAUCGUUGGGACAGGACAGAAACUUGACCCUAAAAUGUUUGCUUUGUGUGGGCAAUUUUGAUUGUUUGAAAUACUAGUAGUUUCUUUGUAUGGCAUAGUAAACGAUUAGAUGAUGGCUAUUGGCUACUGUAUGUAGAGUUGUUUUAGCCGGAUUGAUUUUAUUGUGUGACAGUGUGUUCCUUUUGGUUUAAAUUGUGUAUUAUUAAAUAAUUAUUAGAUUGUGUAUUAUUUUAAAUUGUGUAUUAUUAAUUAUUAAAUAUAUUUUGACUUUGCACCAA